AUGGAACUCCAAACAUUGAUUUCGUGGUUACUUUUCUCUGCAAGUUUCAUUGGGUUCUUAUUCUUAGCCAGAAAAACACCUUCCUCUACCACCAACAACACACUACCCAAAUCUUACCCCAUUUUCGGUUCUGCUUUUUCUCUGCUAGCCAACUUCCACCGACGCAUACAAUGGACCUCCGACAUUCUCCAAACCAUCCCUUCCUCCACCUUCAUCCUACACCGCCCUUUCGGUUCCCGACAAGUCUUCACGGCUCAACCCGCCGUGGUGCAACACAUUCUCAAAACCAAUUUCCCUUGCUACGGCAAAGGUCUCACGUUUUACCAAUCUAUCAAUGAUUUUCUCGGCGACGGAAUCUUCACUGUCGACGGUGAAGCUUGGAAGUUCCAACGACAAAUCUCCAGCCACGAAUUCAACACUAAAUCCCUCCGGAAAUUCGUUGAAACGGUAGUAGAUGUUGAACUCUCCGAUCGCCUCCUACCUGUUCUCUCCGAAGCUUCUAAAAAUCAAACCACUAUUCUUGAUUUCCAAGACAUCCUCCAACGUUUCACCUUUGACAACAUUUGCAUGAUCGCGUUUGGAUACGAUCCAGAGUAUCUCAUCCCUUCCCUUCCUGAAAUAUCAUUUGCAAAAGCCUUCGAAGAAAGCUCAAAACUCAGUAUCGAGAGGUUAAAUGGGGUGAUUCCAUUACUAUGGAAAGUGAAAAGAUUCCUGAACAUAGGAGUGGAGCGACAGCUGAAAGAAGCAGUUGCAGAAGUAAGAGGACUCGCCACUAAAAUCGUUAAGAAUAAGAAAAAAGAGCUUAAAGAAAAAGCAGUAAAGUCGGAAUCUGUUGAUCUUUUAUGGCGAUUUUUAAGUUCUGGACAUUCAGAUGAAUCUUUUGUUAUUGAUAUGGUAAUAAGUUUUAUUCUUGCUGGAAGAGAUACAACUUCAGCUGCACUCACGUGGUUCUUUUGGUUACUCUCUAAGCAUAGUCAUGUCGAGAAUGAGAUUCUCAAAGAGAUUACCGGAAAAUCGGAAACUGUUGGCUACGAUGAGGUGAAGGAUAUGGUUUACACUCACGCGGCGCUAUGCGAGAGUAUGAGACUAUAUCCUCCUGUUCCGGUGGAUACUAAAGUAGCGGUGCACGACGAUGUUUUGCCAGAUGGGACUUUAGUGAAUAAAGGAUGGAGAGUGACGUAUCAUAUAUAUGCUAUGGGAAGAUCUGAGAAGAUAUGGGGACCGGAUUGGGCCGAGUUUCGACCGGAGAGGUGGUUGACUCGGGAUGAGGUUGGGAAGUGGAGCUUUGUUGGGAUUGAUUAUUAUAGUUAUCCGGUUUUCCAGGCUGGGCCGAGGGUGUGUAUAGGGAAGGAAAUGGCAUUCUUGCAGAUGAAGAGGGUGGUUGCUGGGAUUUUGGGGCGGUUUAGGGUGGUUCCGGCGAUAGUUGAAGGGACUGAGCCGGAGUACACUGCCCACAUUACCUCAUUAAUGAAAGGUGGCUUCCCCGUCAAGAUUGAAAAGCGAUGUGCAGAUGAGUUAAUAAUAAUUUAG
This is a messenger RNA of Vicia faba (fava bean), 1530 nucleotides long. The record is from the annotation of a GenBank genome assembly. NCBI's taxonomy places the organism in Eukaryota, Viridiplantae, Streptophyta, Magnoliopsida, Fabales, Fabaceae.